GCUGGGCCGGCGGCCCCUUUGUGUCCUCCGGCGGCGGAGGCAGCUGAGGCGCUUCUUUCCGGGCCCGCGGGUGCUGGGUUCCCUCCAACUCAGGGUAGGGGUGAGAGCAAAGUGGAGAUUCCCCUUGCCUUCGGGGCGGGAAUGGGAUCUUCCCGCAGUUCAGUUCUACAGGUAGGGAGUAGGCUGAAGAGUGGCUUGUGGGUCUCUGGAAGUUCGUUCCAGGCCCUCUGUGUGACUCCGGUACGAGCGGAGGUUGCUACCGUUCAGUGCGAGGCUGUCACCGCUUGUGCCUGUCCGCGUCCUGUGUGACUGGGUGCGAGGGAGUCAAUGGCACCAUGGAGUGUGAGGCUGAGUUAGGGCGGGAGCGGGCGACUGUUCGCUGACCCCCGUUGGGCCGAUACCCGCAGCCUCUUUGUGACUGGAUUGUGAUUGUCACUUAUGAUAGAUACCCUGGUGUCUGAGCCUUGCCGGUAUGGGAAAGGGUGCCCUUGUGAGGCAGCCCAUACCCGUGGCCUCUGACUGGACUGUGGCGUGCGUAAGACGGUGGCUGGCAUUGUAGUUUUUCACACACUGGGUACGUCAGGGAAUGCGUGAGAGACUGUGUGCCACCGAGAGGCUUUUAAAGCCAGCCAAGUCAUAUCAAUGUGCCACCAAGUUUCAGAAUCACUGAUCUUAUUGGAGAGGAUUGUGGGGUCUCCAUUAUGCUCUCUCUAUUGGAGGGAAGGUUGCAAGAAGAGGAAAGAAGCCUAAAAAGUCUAGACUGGUGACUCUGGAUGCUGCAAGAAAAGCCUAGUUUCUCAUGUUCUUUUCCCCAUCUCAGUCAUCUGAGGCCACUGCUAUUUCCCAAGAGAAGAGCCAGGAGGAAGGAAGAAUGGCUGUUGGGCUUCUUAAAGCCAUGUACCAGGAGUUGGUGACCUUCAGAGAUGUGGCUGUAGACUUCUCCCAAGAGGAGUGGGAUUGUCUGGAUUCUUCUCAAAGACAUCUGUAUAGUAAUGUGAUGCUGGAGAACUACAGGAUCUUGGUAUCACUGGGACUUUGCUUUUCCAAACCAAGUGUGAUAUUAUUGUUGGAACAAGGAAAAGCACCCUGGAUGGUGAAGAGAGAGCUGACAAAAGGCUUGUGCUCAGGCUGGGAGCCUCUAUGUGAGACUGAAGAAAUAACCCCAAAGCAGGACUUUUAUAAAGAACAUCAAUCCCAGCAGAUAAUAGAAACACUCACAAGGUAUAACCUUGAGUACUCCAGUUUGAGAGAAGAGUGGAAAUGUGAGGGCUAUUUUGAGAGGCAACCAGGGAAUCAGAAGGCAUGUUUCAAGGAAGAGAUAAUCACUCAUGAAGAAGCCCUGGUCGAUGAAAGAGAACAAGAAUAUAAAUCUUGGGGAAGUUUUCAUCAGAACCCACUGCUUUGUGCACAAAAGAUAAUCCCCAAAGUGGAGAAAGUACAUAAACAUGAUAUACAUAAGGGAAGCUUUAAAAAAAAUUUAAUGGGUAUUAAGCCCAAGAGUGUCUGUGCAGAGAAGAAACUUUUGAAAUGUAAAGACUGUGAAAAAGUCUUCAGCCAGAGUUCAUCCCUUACUCUUCAUCAAAGAAUUCAUACUGGAGAGAAACCCUAUAAAUGUAUAGAGUGUGGAAAAGCCUUUAGCCAGAGAUCAAAUCUUGUUCAACAUCAGAGGAUUCACACUGGAGAAAAACCCUAUGAAUGUAAGGAAUGUAGGAAAGCCUUUAGUCAGAAUGCACAUCUAGUUCAACAUCUGAGAGUUCAUACUGGAGAAAAACCUUAUGAAUGUAAGGUAUGUAGAAAGGCCUUCAGCCAGUUUGCCUACCUUGCCCAACAUCAGAGAGUUCAUACAGGAGAGAAACCCUAUGAAUGUAUUGAAUGUGGGAAAGCAUUUAGCAACAGGUCAUCCAUUGCUCAACACCAGAGAGUUCAUACUGGAGAGAAACCCUAUGAAUGUAAUGUGUGUGGGAAAGCAUUUAGCCUUCGUGCAUACCUUACUGUACAUCAGAGAAUACAUACUGGAGAGAGACCCUAUGAAUGUAAGGAAUGUGGGAAGGCCUUCAGCCAGAAUUCACACCUUGCUCAACAUCAGAGAAUUCAUACUGGAGAAAAACCUUAUAAGUGUCAGGAAUGUAGGAAAGCAUUCAGCCAGAUUGCCUACCUUGCUCAGCAUCAAAGAGUUCACACUGGAGAGAAACCCUACGAAUGUAUAGAAUGCGGGAAGGCUUUUAGCAAUGACUCAUCCCUUACUCAACAUCAGCGAGUUCAUACUGGAGAGAAACCUUAUGAAUGUACCGUUUGUGGAAAGGCUUUUAGUUACUGUGGAUCCCUUGCCCAACAUCAGAGAAUUCAUACCGGAGAGAGACCCUAUGAAUGUAAAGAAUGCAAAAAAACCUUCAGGCAGCAUGCACACCUUGCUCAUCAUCAGAGAAUUCACAAUGGGGAGUCACUGUCACCACCCAACCCAGUCAAUCACCAAGUCCUAUAGAUCCUGUGUCCUAAAUAUUUCUAGAAUUUAUACAUUCUUUUUUUUAUCUUUAAUAUUGUUACUUUGGUCUGAUUCAUCUCACUCUGAUUACUAUAUAGCUUUCAAACAGG
Sapajus apella (tufted capuchin) is the source of this 2592-nucleotide messenger RNA. It is a transcript of the gene ZNF570, whose product is annotated as zinc finger protein 570. Gene Ontology annotation, molecular function: DNA-binding transcription factor activity, RNA polymerase II-specific; RNA polymerase II transcription regulatory region sequence-specific DNA binding. The transcript has 5 exons. The record is from RefSeq and is a predicted model, not a curated record. Gene Ontology annotation, biological process: regulation of transcription by RNA polymerase II. Gene Ontology annotation, cellular component: nucleus. Bases 800 to 2482 code for a protein of 560 amino acids. NCBI's taxonomy places the organism in Eukaryota, Metazoa, Chordata, Mammalia, Primates, Cebidae.